Messenger RNA from Herpailurus yagouaroundi (jaguarundi), 3150 nucleotides. It is a transcript of the gene PARP10, whose product is annotated as poly(ADP-ribose) polymerase family member 10. Lineage: Eukaryota; Metazoa; Chordata; Mammalia; Carnivora; Felidae. The record is from RefSeq and is a predicted model, not a curated record.
AUGCUGCUGAGGGUCCUGGAAGGGGCUGGAAGGAGCAGGAGAAGCCGAUGCUGGGGGUGGGGGACGGGGGGUACCCCUGUGCGGAGCUGGCGGAGACCCGGCCGAGGGGGCGUUGGCACUUUUCAGGAGCCGGCAGGUGAGGGGGCGGGUGGAAGGGGCAGCCUGAGCGCCCUCUGCCGGCUGCGGGCUGCCGGCCCGACGCCCCUCUCCGCCCCAGCGAGGAUGCAGCGAGGGUCUGGGUCUAGGAGGGGUGCAUGCUCCGUGGUGCCGCCGUGUUCCUUUGCCCUCUGCUGUGCACCCCAGCGCCUGGAGCCGCAGAGCCAGACCCUGCUGCGUGCCACGGGGCACCCAGAGCAUCCCCGCCAUGCCCUGGGCAGCCCCGGACCAGACCGGGUCCUGGCCCAACUGCCCCUGCCCUUCUUGGGGGGGCCGACUUGCACCCUCCCCCAUAGAGGUCCGCGUCCUGGGGGAACAGGCCCGGGCCCGGCCCCGGGCCUUAGGGGGCUGAGGUGUCUGUCCCUGGCCUGGGUGCCCCAGGCCUGAGCUGUGCAUGUUGAGGGGGCAUCCCCCCCGCACCUGCUGCUGCUGGAGCUGUACCUGGAAAGUGUGUGUUGCGGUGAGGGGCCCCUGGAGGGCCUUCGCAGCCAGCCUGGGCUCCUGGACACCAUUGUCUCCUUCCAGCACUGGCAAGGGGAGUGGGUGGCCCAAGUGGUUCUGCACCAGGACCACCGGCUGCAGGAAUCAGAGCUGAGUCUCCUCCCCCAUGAGCCUGAGAAUCUUGCCAAGGACACCAGUGGAGGGGACUGCCGGGUCGAGUUGGAGCCUGAGGCCACUGAGCAUGCUGUCCUGGAGGCCGGAGGGCCAGCAAGGGCACUGAAGGGUGCAGGGACGGUGACCCUGGGCUCUGAGGAGGCACCAGCACAGGUAGGAAGGAGCCUUCUGCCGACAGGUCCUAUAGGGUCUCUUGGAAAGGCUUGGCCAGUCAGCUUAGGGCUCGUGGGGUCACUGGGACGGGGGCUGGUGAGCCUGGGGCCAGUGGGCUCUUCAGAGGAGGCAGGGCUGAUGAGCCUGGGGUCUGUGGGGCCUCCAGGCCCAGCGGGCCCUAUGGAGAUUGCCCCAGGGUCUCUGGAGCAUGUGGGGUGGGUGAGCCUGGGGCCUGCGGGGCCACCGGGGCCAGGAACCAUGCCUUUCAUACAACUUGACCACGAGGACCUUCUUGCCGGCCUGGGACGUGUUGCUGUCUUCCCGGUGGGAGGACUAGAUCUGACUGGCUUUCAGCUCUGGGGAGCCCUGGCCCCAUGCCAGGGGGCGGAGUAGUUUCUGCAAAGUCCGCUAGGGGGCAUUGUCUGUCACGUGCUGAGCCUGAAGGCCCAGAGCAGGGCCAGGCUCCUGGGUGGCCCAGACCAGAUCAGCGCUUCCGGGCCGGAGGCUCAGUUCCAAUGUGUCUUUGGGACAGAGCAUCUGGCCAGGGCUGCCCUGGACACAGACCCUGAAGAGGUAGAGACAGAGGCCACCCUGCCCCUCCCCUGUGGACCCAGUUUCCAGGCCCCCUCUGGCCACUCCCACACCCUGUCCCCAGACAGUACAGGCAGUGACUGGGGGAGCAUGACACUAGAGGAGGUCCGAGGGCUGAUGGCCACCCUGGAGGACCCCGAUGGGGAGGGCUGGCCGCCUCCAGAGCUGGGGACAGAGAAGCCUGAGGGGGAGUCUGCACCCAGGGCCGGGAGGGGCCUAGGCGGCUGCAAGCGGAGGCGUGCUGGCCGCGAGCGGUCCCUGGAGCUUCAAGGCCGGGCGGCCCAGCAGGAGGACGCCGUGUCGCAGUGAGCCCUGGCCCUCUCCUUGCUGGAUCCCCUGUGUUGGAGGCAGAAGAUGGACUCCCAGGUGGGGGGCACUGGUGGCCAGGCCUGGCUGGUGGCGCGUGUGGCCUUUGAGCAGGAUGGGGGUAAGCCGGAGGGGGCACUAGGGGCGUUGGAGGUAUGCCUCCGGGAGGAGAUGGCGGGGUCCUGGGGGGCAUGUCGCCUGCAGAACCGGGAGCCACCGGUGGGGAACCAGCGCCCCGAGCUGACAAGCAGCAGGACGAAGGGUGGCCGCAAGGCACGCUCUUUGGGCAGGGGAGCAGGGUGCCCCUCCCUGUCGCUUCAGGACGGCUACUGGCCCCCCAACGCUGACGGCCACAAGGUGGUAUGGGCACUCUUGCUGGCAGGUGACGACAGGCAGGGCCGUUGAGGCCUGCGGGUGCCCCCUCUGCGGGCCCGGCACUUGCUCCUGGGCUGCCUCCACCGGCCCGGGAUCUUGGUCACUUUUCACAGCAGGCUCCCCCAGGGGACCCGGCUGGGCUCUUGGGCCACUCUCCAGCCACCUAACCCUAGGGCCCCCUCCUCGCUCGGCCCAGCAGUCCCUGGCGCCCGGCUCCCCGCGGCGCACAGCCGUGCUGGCCCCUCGGCUGCCUCCGCUGCCCGUGGGGGCGCCCCUGCCUCCGGCUGCUGUGCGUGGACAGGUGGGUGCCGGCACGAAGGGCCAGGGCUGUGUCCCCGCUUGGGGCCGACCCAGCCGCCAGGGGUCAGCAGAGCCCGGGAGGAGGGUGGGCCAGCUCGACACCGCCCACCCCGGCCCGACCUAGCCCGAACGCAACUCCGUUGUUUGAAUAAACGUGUUUGUGAAACCAGGCGGCGGGGCCUUCGGGAGCUCCCGGUCACCCCCGCCCCCCGCUUGGGGGGCGAGGGACCUCGGCGCGGCUGGAGGCGAGGGCCGAGGGGCAGCGUCCGUGGCUCCUUCGAGGCGGCCCUGGGCGACGGGCCAAGGCGCGACCCGGCGCGCACCCCUGCGACCCCACGUAGCCUUAGUGUCACGCACGCUCUCCAACAACGUCUCCUUGCCGACCGGCCCGCCCAGUACGCACGGGGAGGGCUGCGCCUGGCGGGAGGGGCGAGCGCUGCUCCGGCGCGGCCCUCCGAGCCGGACGCGCGUCCCAGCCUCGGUGAGGCCCCGGCCCCGAGCGCGCUCGGGCGCUGCCACCGCAUGGGCGGCGCUCGGCAGGGACCGGGGCGGGGCUCCGGGCUCGCUCCGCCCGCACAGCCUCCGCGGCUCUCCUGGCCCAGCAGUCGGGCUGCGGCGGCCGAGCCUAGCCGAGCUGAGCCACCAGGCACGUAG